GCCGCCGCCGCCGCCGCCACUGUUGGGAGGAGGGGGAGGAGGAGCGGGAGGAGGGACGAGCUGGUUGGGAGAAGAGGAAAAAAGUUUUGAGACUUUUCCGCUGCCGCUGGGAGCCGGAGGCGCGGGGACCGCUUGGCACGACGCUGCUCGGCGAGGAGACAGGACUUGGGGACCCCAGAUCGCCUCCCCCCUCACUGCCUCGGACGCUUGCUCCUUCCCUGCCCCCUGCGCGGCGUCCCCCAGCAGCCCCGGUUCCUGACCAGCCCUCAGGAAACGCAAACCCGACUCCCGCGAAGACCUGACCCAGGACCUCGGGCGCACCCCCUGCACGCUCCCCACCCCCAGCCUCUCUCCUGAGCCCCCACGCAUCCGAGAACUCUUCCCCUCCAGGAUCCGGGAGACGGGAUCUCUCAGACCUGUCUCAGCUGCCCUGUUCAAGACCACCCACCUCUGGCACCAGCUCGCUCCCAUCUCGGAUUUUUCCGUGGGAUAACAAGAAGCCACGCACCAGAACCUCCCUUCCUUCUCCUUGAAGACCUAACUCUACCCCCACCCCGCCCCCAGACUCUCCUACCUUUCGUCGGAAGACCCACCCCCCCAGCCCCGGUAGGAGUGGGGCCUCCCUUUUCCCACACCAGCCCGGCUCGCGCUCUCGGCAGUGCCGGGGGGCGCUGCCUCCCCCAUGCCGCCCUCCGGGCUGCGGCUGCUGCCGCUGCUGCUGCCGCUGCUGUGGCUACUAGUGCUCACACCCGGCCGGCCGGCCGCCGGACUGUCCACCUGCAAGACCAUCGACAUGGAGCUGGUGAAGCGGAAGCGCAUCGAGGCCAUCCGCGGCCAGAUUCUGUCCAAGCUGCGGCUCGCCAGCCCCCCGAGCCAGGGGGAGGUGCCGCCCGGCCCGCUGCCGGAGGCCGUGCUGGCCCUUUACAACAGUACCCGCGACCGGGUAGCCGGGGAGAGCGCCCAGCCGGAGCCGGAGCCCGAGGCGGACUACUACGCCAAGGAGGUCACCCGCGUGCUAACGGUGGAUAACAGCCACGAAAUCUAUAAGACAUUCAAGCAUAACUUACAGAGCAUAUACAUGUUCUUCAACAUGUCGGAUCUCCGGGAAGCAGUGCCCGAACCCGAGCUGCUCUCCCAGGCAGAGCUGCGCCUGCAGAGGCACAAGUUGAAAGUGGAGCAGCACGUGGAGCUGUACCAGACGUACAGCAACAACUCCUGGCGCUACCUCAGCAACCAGCUGCUGGCCCCCAGCGACACGCCCGAGUGGCUGUCCUUUGAGGUCACUGGAGUCGUGCGGCAGUGGCUGAGCCACAGAGGUGAAAUCGAGGGCUUUCGCCUCAGCGCCCACUGCUCCUGUGACAGCAAAGAUAACACACUCCAUGUGGAAAUCAACGGAAUCAGUGUUGGCCGCCGGGGUGACCUGGCCACCAUUCACGGCAUAAACCGGCCCUUCCUGCUUCUCAUGGCCACCCCGCUGGAGAGAGCCCAGCACCUGCACAGCCCCCGGAACCGCCGGGCCCUGGACACCAACUACUGCUUCAGCUCCACGGAGAAAAACUGCUGCGUGCGGCAGCUCUACAUCGACUUCCGCAAGGACCUGGGCUGGAAAUGGAUCCACGAGCCCAAGGGCUACCACGCCAACUUCUGCCUGGGGCCCUGCCCCUACAUUUGGAGCCUGGACACUCAGUACAGCAAGGUCCUGGCCCUGUACAACCAGCACAACCCGGGCGCGUCGGCGGCGCCGUGCUGCGUGCCGCAGGCGCUGGAGCCGCUGCCCAUCGUGUACUACGUGGGCCGCAAGCCGAAGGUGGAGCAGCUGUCCAACAUGAUCGUGCGCUCCUGCAAGUGCAGCUGAGGCCCCGCCCGCAGGCCCGCCCCGCUGGCCCGCGCCUCGGACCCGGCCCGGCCCGCGCCGGGCUGUAUUUAAGGACACCGGCCCCCAAGCCCGUCUCGGGGGCCCAUUAAAGGUGGAGAGAGGACUG
Messenger RNA from Molossus molossus (Pallas's mastiff bat), 1982 nucleotides. It is a transcript of the gene TGFB1, whose product is annotated as transforming growth factor beta 1. NCBI's taxonomy places the organism in Eukaryota, Metazoa, Chordata, Mammalia, Chiroptera, Molossidae. The coding region runs from base 683 to 1855 and encodes 390 amino acids. Gene Ontology annotation, molecular function: cytokine activity; growth factor activity; type II transforming growth factor beta receptor binding. Gene Ontology annotation, biological process: SMAD protein signal transduction; regulation of cell population proliferation; transforming growth factor beta receptor signaling pathway. Gene Ontology annotation, cellular component: extracellular region. The record is from RefSeq and is a predicted model, not a curated record. The transcript is spliced from 7 exons.